UCCGAGCGCAGCCGCACGCCCUUAUUCGCACGUUCUCCAUCGAUUGUCACAGUGGUCGCGGGUUACAACGCGGUGAUGUAUUUGAUUGUUUUCCAACUCGAGCCCGGCUCCAGCUGGGCACGGUGAUCUAUGCGGCGGCCUAACGAGGCCAUCGAUGCGCCGGCAUCAGGCAGCCGAUUUAGCCCGAAUGACAUUGAACAGUGUCGGCGAGAAUGAGCGAGAGGAAGUUUACGCGCGGCUUGGGCAAGCCCGGCAUGGCGGCGCAGCUGCGGGAAACCGUAUCGCAGGUCGUCCGGGAAAGUACCGUACAGAAUAAACCGCAUCUAGUUGAACCCAUUGACUUUGAGAGUUUUGUCCUGAAGAAUAAGACAUUGCUGCAAAAUGAUCCCCAACGAGAACUGCUACUAUAUCCCCAAGAUGAUAUUUCUCAAGUGGUUCUGCCAAGAAGAUACCGUAGCGUCGUGCCAACCUUGCAACAUUUUACGGAAUGUGACGAAGGAACGGAAAAUCUCCUGACGAAGGAAUGUUUACGUAGUUACACGUCAAAUUGGAAUCUUGUACAUUACAAAUAUUCAGCAUAUAGUGGAACUUAUCUCGAGUUGCCAAGAAUAGCCAAAGCGGAUGAUCUGAAAGACGAAGUAUAUGAAAUAGAUACCGAAGUAGAUCAAGUUGAUGAGGAUUUAACGAAGAACGAUGGUAUAACGAAGGAGGGCUAUUUGAUGAAAGGUCCUGAGAUUGGUAGUACGGAUAGAAUGUUCGCUCAUAUAGGUUCGAAAUCAUUUAAGAGACGCUUCUGUCAUCUAAGGCAAGAAGUCGACGGCACUUAUAUACUCGAGUUUUUCAAAGACGAGAGGAAAGGGGAGGCCAAAUUGACAAUAGUGAUGGAUUUUUGCACAGAAGUUGUCAGAAAUGCCAAACGUGGUAGGUUCAGCUUUGAGCUCCGAAUGAGCGAUACUCACAAAUCUUAUACACUGGCCGCUGAGAACGAGGCUGAUAUGCAAGACUGGUUGUUGAAGCUCAGUUCUGUGCUGCAACAUUACAAACAGCAGGAGGAGAAACGCGCUGCUUCAUUGGAAAGAGCUUGUAAUACACCUCCACCAUCCCCGCAGCCGAUGCAGGUUUAUGGCACAUUGAAGGGGCUGGAACAGAGCAUGAAUCCACAAUUGAUAAAGUAUUCAAGGGAGACUGACACCAGCAUUGCUUUAGCGAGGAGAGAGAACAGAAAAAGACUGUUCAGUGUGUACCCUUACAUGGCACAUGUCAAGGCGCAAACAAGCCCAACCACCGAUCAUAACGUGGAUCCUUACAAGGAACAGUUUGGUCACAGGAUCUUCGUGAAAUGCGAGAGCCUUAAGUUCAGACUGCAAGCACCAAUCGACGAGAAGGAGUCCCUCUGUCAAGUGGAACCUUAUCACACGACAUUGAGCCUCUUCGACGCGAGGAAUGGCAGGAAGCUCACUGAGAAUUUCCACUUCGAUGUUAAUCACGAAAUUAUGCGGGACGUGAUGAGGGAACUGAGCCCUGCGGGAAUCAUGACCGAGACGGAGGAUAUCGCACUCCCUGGAGAAUUGAACCGUAUCCCUUCGGACUGGAUGAAAUAUCCGAGACAGGCGAUAUUCAAUAUCAGCAAUCCUCACCCGGACAUAUUUCUUGUCGUAAGGAUAGACAAAGUACUUCAAGGGAACAUACAUCAGACAUCAGAACCUUAUUUAAGAGCCACUAAGGAUCCGAGAUUGGGUUUAAAAGUACACAAGCAAGUCCGAGUUUGUUGCCAAAGGUUAGGAAAUUACAGAAUGCCAUUUGCGUGGGCCGCAAGACCAUUGUUCCGGUUGUACAGCAACGAACUGGACACGUCCUCGGAUUUCCCGGCGAUAUACAGACAGGACGGCAACAAAAUAAAGGACGAGGAACUGCUGAAGCUCCUUUCGGAAUACAGAAAGCCUGAGAAACUUAGCAAAUUGACUGUGAUACCUGGCUGGUUGAAAAUAAGAAUCGAGCCUAUUACGGAUAUUCCUGAAAAUACGUUGUCAACAUGCCUGGCGCCGUUAAAGCCGUUUCCGAUUCCCCCGACGGCGGAGCCGACGAUCGAGGUCGCCGAGUUCGAGAGCACUUCCGAGAGGGAAGUGCAUCCGUACACGACGUACGUCAAUCAUCUCUACAUAUAUCCGCAGACGCUCUGCUUCGACGCUCAGAAAAUGUUCACUCGUGCUAGGAACAUAGCGUGCAUCGUGGAGCUACGCGACGACGACAAUGAGAAUGUUGUGCCUUUGCGAGCAAUUUAUGGAAGACCAGGCUCACCGUUGUUGUGUCUGCGAGCGUCGUGCGCGGUCUUGCAUCACAACGCAGUGCCUUCUUGGUACGAAGAAAUUAAGAUGAAGCUACCUAGGAAACUGCACGCAAAGCAUCAUAUACUAUUCUCCUUUUAUCAUAUAAGUUGCGAUAUGAACAAGAAGAAGGAGAACGGCGUUGAGAAUUGCGUCGGUUAUGCUUGGGCACCGUUGCUGCAUAAAGGAAGACUGAACGUGGAUAUAGAGUCGAAUAUCCAAGUAUUGCCUGUGGCGACGCACUUGCCAGCAGGAUACCUUUCAAUACAACCCCUUGGGCUAGGGAAAGGGGUAAGAAACGCGGGGCCGGAUAUUACCUGGAUCGAUUCGCAGCGGCCAAUCUUCACGGUAUCUUUUCAAUUAAUCUCAACGGUAUUUACAAGGGACCUUCAUCUGCACAAUCUUUUCGUUCACGCCGAACGCAUUCUGGAUACGAAGCCGUCGGCGACUCCCUCGGAUUCGGAGACGUGCAAAAUCUUGAAAGCGGCACACGCGGUUCAACUAGUCACCGUUAUUACGUUUCUACCUACUAUACUAAACCAGUUGUUCGUGUUGCUGACGUACAAUACGAAUCAAGAGAUCGGACUGUACGUGAUCAGGGUCCUGAUACACUUCAUAAACAUGGUGCACGAAGCCGGCCGCAAAGAAAUCCUGCAGGCAUACAUCAAGUUUGUGUUCGUGCUGCCUCCGCUACGAAACGGUAACUCCACGGUGCACGAACAACUAGCGAAGUAUUUGCCGACGUUGCUGCAGCCGAGCAACACCGACUUCCUGGUGGUGAACAAGUUCAUGCAUCACUCCAACUUUUUCUUCGAGAUAAUGAUCAAAAGUAUGGCCCAGUAUUUACUGAACACCGGCAGGAUCAAAAUGCACAGGAACGAACGAUUCUCGAAGGACUAUCACGAGAAGAUCAAGACGUUAUUAGAAGUGAUCAUGCCGUAUCUAAUGACCAAGUACAAAGAGAUGCCGGUGGAAACGCACGAGUUGAACAAAAGUCUCGGCCAAUUCUUGAAGCGUUGUUUCACAUUCAUGGAUCGGGGCUUCGUAUUUCGCCUCAUCAAUUCCUACCUGGACAACUUCUCGCCCGGCGAUCAACGCACGCUGCACGACUUCAAGUUCGCUUUCUUGCAGAUUAUCUGCUCUCACGAACACUACGUGUCUUUCAAUUUGCCGAUGAUGCAGUCGCGCCUUGCCUCUAGAGACAAUGACAAUGACGCCGAGAGCGAGCCAGAAUGCGAUGAUUUGAUGAACGAGUAUUGCCUUACGGAAGAGUUCUGCAAGCACCACUUCCUGGUUGGUCUUCUGAUGCAAGAAGUCAGGACUUCUCUCAAUGAGAUCGUGCAGAUUCGUAAAGUGGCGAUAGGAACUUUACGGGAUUUAUUGGCGAAGCACGAAUUGGACGACAGAUAUCAGAAUAAGGGCCAACUGAGCAGAAUAGCGUCGAUUUACAUACCGUGGCUGGGCGUUGUGCUGGAGAACUUGCAUCGGUUGCAGUCGACGCAGGACGAGAUGAAAACGGACGCGAAACAGAACGGCACGAGCCGAGUGUCCACCAGCAGCUCGUUCCUCACGGCAAAGGACACCGUCUCUCUCAACGCCACGAGCUCGGGCACACCCAAGUCUCUCCACAGAUUGACUCUUCACCUGGACAGCCAGUCACCCGUGAGAACGUCGAUGCACCUUCGGGAUUCUACUUACUUCGCCGCCAUCGCCGGCCAAGGAUUGGUCAACGGAUAUUCCUGCACCAGUGUCGAGUCCGACACGUCGACCGUGUCCGGCGCAUCCCAAUCUAACGUCUCCCAGGAGACCGCCAUCGUCAGGGAACUGGCGGAAAACGGAACGGGCGAGAGGAAGAGACAUUCGCGCACCUUGAGCGUGACGCAGUCACUGCCCAGGUGCGACAAGUUGCAGCCGUCGGAAGUGAAGGAUAUACUGUUGUGCUUCCUGUUUGUCAUCAAGUACCUGGGUGACCAUCAAGUGAUCGCUUGGUGGCAACAAUGCAACGACUCGGAGAUACUGAGCUUCUUCGCAGUGAUCGAGAUGAGCUUGCACCAUUUCAAAUACAUCGGUAAGAGACAGAUAGCCGCUAACGCUACGAGCUCUUCCGGGAAACCCCGUACUGUCAAAGCGAUGACUCUGCCCGCCAGGAUGGCGCCGCCGGAUUUCACCACCGAGAGUGCCGCUACCAGCACGUUGCAACCUCACAAUACGGCGACUAGAGAAAAUCUCGUCGAAAAUGAUAGCGGCAAGGUAUACCAAGCUCUACUGGAAGCGAACAUGGCGACCGAAGUCGGUCUCAUUGCGUUGGAUUGCCUGGGACUCUUUUGUAUUCAUUUCAAGGAUAUUCUCUUGGCGAACGAGGGCGAAAAUCCAAUAAUGCAAAAGCUGUUCAACAUUUAUUUAUCGUUCCUCCAAGUCGGACAGUCGGAAACAUUGUUGCGCCAUGUUUUCGCUGGAUUCAGAGCCUUUUUAAAUAACUAUUCCAUCGCGCUUUUCCAAGGCAACGCUGUGCUUUGCGGACGCUUGUGUUACGAGUUGCUGCGUUGUUGCAACAGCAAGUUGAGCUCUAUACGGCAGGAGUCCUGCGCUUUGCUAUAUUUGCUGAUGCGAAGUAACUUUGAGUUUACCAGCCGAAAAGGAUUGACCAGAGUGCAUCUGCAGGUGAUAAUUUCGGUCUCUCAAAUGCUGGGAAACGUAAUUGGCCUGAAUAAUUCGCGAUUUCAAGAAUCGCUGUCUUUAAUCAAUAGUUACGCUUCCUCAGACAAGGUCAUGAAGGGUACAGGUUUUCCGGUUGAGGUGAAGGAUCUCAACAAAAGGAUUCGAACGGUCCUAAUGGCAACAGCGCAAAUGCGAGAGCACAAUAACGAUCCCGAGAUGCUCGUCGAUUUGCAACACAGCUUGGCCAACUCCUACGCCAGCACACCUGAAUUGAGGCAUACCUGGUUAGAGACGAUGGCCAGGAACCAUGCCAGGGAUGGUAACUUUUCCGAGGCCGCUUGCUGUCAACUACAUAUUGCAGCACUGAUGGCUGAAUAUCUGAAAUUGCGGAAGGUUCAUCCGUGGGGCGCGGAAGCUUUCGAUCAGAUUUCCGUGAACAUUUCGAGGGACGAGUGUAAUCUUAAGCUCGACGCUGGUGAGAUUUGUGUUCAAGAUAUUCACUAUAAUCAGUGUUUACUUCUCGAGCAAUUGGAAGUUUGUGCUGACACGUUGGAGAAAGCCGAGCGUUUUGAGUUGCUUGGCCAUUUGUAUCGUUUGAUAGUUCCUAUGUAUGAAGAGAAGAGAAAUUACGAGGCUUUGGCUAACUGUUACUCGCACUUGGCGCAGGCCUGCAACAAAAUCGUGGAAGUCAAUCGAACUGGGAAGAGGUUGCUGGGGAGAUUUUACAGAAUAGCAUUCUUUGGCACGGCAUAUUUCGAGGAGGAGACCGGCCAAGAAUAUAUCUACAAGGAACCGAAAGUAACGUCGUUAUCUGAAAUAUCGGAGCGUUUGUUGCGUUUAUACAGCGAAAAGUUUGGAUCUGAGAACGUUAAGAUGAUCAUGGAUUCCGUGCCGGUCGAUGUGAGCGAGUUAGAUCCCAAGAUAGCGUACAUCCAAGUAACGCACGUAACACCGUACUUCGAGAAGCCCGAGUUGGAAGUGCGACAGACCGAGUUUGAGCAGAAUCAUAAUGUAUCCUGUUUCAUGUUCGAAACGCCGUUCACGAAGGAGGGCAAGGCGAGAGGCAGCCCGGAGGAUCAGUGGAAACGCAGGACUAUUCUCACAACGCAAUAUUCCUUCCCGUACGUGAAGAAGCGCAUUGGAAUUGCCGAGAAACGAAUAGUGGAACUCAGUCCUAUCGAAGUCGCUUUGGAUGAGAUGAGGCAACGUGUUCAAGAAUUGGAAGACGUAGCUUUGAUUGGACCAACCGAUGUAAAGAAGCUGCAGUUGCGUCUUCAGGGUAGCAUCUGCGUGACGGUAAAUGCCGGUCCACUGGCCUACGCUUCGGCAUUCCUGGAUCCCGCACUGUCUCCCCAAUAUCCUGACGACAAGGUAGAGGAACUGAAGGAUGUCUUUAGGGAAUUCGUCAAGAUAUGUUACACAGCGUUACAAAUUAAUAGCAAACUAAUCACGCCGGACCAACACGAGUACCAAGAAGUAUUGCGCGAGAAUUAUCAGAAAUUGUGCCAGAGUUUGUCGUCCUUACUCGGGGAGCCGAUAUGGCCGGACGAGCAAGUGGGGAGCUUCAAACGUAAUAGUGCUGCUUUGUUCAGUGCCAUCAGCGGCGCUAACAACCACACUAGUACAGCCUAAGUCAAUAAUUCUAGAAUGUCCAUUCAACAGACCGUAAAUUUGUUUCCUUUCUUCUAGUGUGAUGUGUUUUAAGAUCAAUGUUUAAGGUCUCGCCGAGCCCGAAAUAUUUCUCCACGCAGGACAGAACUCCUUAACAACAAACAUAUCGGUUUUUGUAACUUCCGGUCUGAACUUUCGUCUAGAAAACUUCUCGAGAAACUUUCCGAUCACUGCCAAAUUUUUCGCACCAAGGAGCGACGUGAUGUCAACGGGGAAAUCCUGAUUGGAGAAUUUAAGAAUGUAUUACGUGCACUUUUGUUGUUUAUAGUCGUUGAAUGAGAAAUUGAGCCAAGUCAAAGAACUGCUUCUACUUAUCAAGCCUAUCGUGUCAAUGUCGUAGUUUAAUAAGUUGCGAUUCAACUAGUAGAAUAAGUUGGGUGUUAAAGACCCACCAGGGCAUUUAUAUAGUAUAUGUAUAACGAGUGAAAAAGUUACUAGUACACCUAACAUCAACUCUUUCACUAUGAAUAGCGUUAGUCGUCCACAAUGCAUCCGUAUUUAUGAUGUCCGUGUAUAAUCGGCUUUACCAGGGAAGAUAUAUCUAACGACGAAAGUAAUGGAACCGAAAGGUGAGACUGGCUGUUCGUAUUACGCGAAGGAUUAAGUGUAAGUCGAAGUAAACUCUUACCGUGUUUCCAUUUGAAACUUUUUCUAUCGUGUCGUUUCUUCAAUGUUUCGUGAAUUCACACAGGAUUGAGUUUAAUGCGCUUUCGCUCAAAAAGUUACGUUACGACUGACACAAUCCAAAUUUACCCCUCAUCUGUAAGAACGAAAUGUACGAAUACUUUUGUCCAUUGUAUGCGUUACGAUGUGUAUAGUAUCGAUGAUUUAUCGUAUAUGUAUAUACACUUGGCUUCGAUACGGAUUGAACACCUUUUUGCAGUUUACCGCGGUAAACGCAAGCAACGACGGCCCAACGAGAGAGCUUAUUCAGUAAACGAAGAACAUUAGAUCAACAUCUUGAAAUGUUGAUUUUUCACGUAUCUCCCGAACGUUUUCGCUCGGUAUUCGAAAAAUAUUUUCCAAACAUUACCAGACAAUAUUAUCCUUUGGAAUAUCGUAAACAUGUUUAUGAAAUCUCGAAGUGAUGAAGUUAUUCGCAAUGACGCUUAACGCAACAUUAAAAGUUGUAUAUUAAAAUACGCUGCGAGCUACUAAAUGUCGCUGCGACGUUUUGUCAAUGAUCGUUUUGCUAACUCCUAGGAAUUGGUGAAAAAGUUCUCGCAUCGGGAACAUCGGCUGCUUUGUGAACUGCGCCGAGAAAAUAUAUUCAAGCCGUUUUGAAAACAAGUCUAUAUAUGUUAAUCAUUUGAACGAAUACGGAAUACGUUCAAAAAAAUGCUGAACGGGUGCGCUCGCGUUUCUGCCGUUUCGCGUCUGCCGUUUCAGUUUCUCACUUUCCCAGGGAGUCGAGAUGAAUUACGAAUGGUAAGAGUCGACUUGAAGUAAGAAAACACUUUAAGUCGCGACACCGACGAUGCCCUGUGACAGGAUCUGAGCGCAGUCGCGCGCUUUCGAAGCGCCAUUUUCGGCUUUUCAAGCGAGACGGGAGCAGCGCGAUCGCUCAAACGGUUCCAGCACUUUCUGUAAAAAUUCAUUUGUACAUACGUGUAUAAUUUCCCGCAUGCAUAUGCGCUGUGUAAAGAGUCGACUGUUUUAGAAUAUCGUAGAACCUCGGAUUUUUGCUGAAAAAGUGAGAAAUCGUAUAGAUCCUUUAAUACGAAUUAUCGAAUAUACUUUGCGCCACGUUGCGAUCGAACUUGUGCGCGCGCGUUUGUACUACUUGCGAUGCAGAGACUAGUUUAAUAUGGAUUGAGUAACUUGUAUGCGGCGUUUGUAUCGGGGAUUUAUAGGAAAUCGAAAUGAACGUUUGUUUAUAUUACGGAGGGGGAGGGGAGCGAUGUAGCGCCAGACGGCUACGCUUUACUGACAGGAACCGAUCCGACCACUUUGAUACCUUGCGAACACACGCACAAAGUAUUGUUAUUACAUUUUCGUAAUUAUUUGCGAAGUGACGUAAAAUUUUAUAAACUGAUAACGCGAGAGAAUACAUAUGUGUAAAUUCAUUUAUCCGUGAAGAAACGCACCGACCGAUGCGGGUAUCUUAGACUAGCGAUAGCUUUAAGAACGAAUGUUCAAAAAUAAAUAUGUGACAGAUA
This is a messenger RNA of Dinoponera quadriceps, 8812 nucleotides long. RefSeq names its product dedicator of cytokinesis protein 9 (gene Ziz). The record is from RefSeq and is a predicted model, not a curated record. Gene Ontology annotation, molecular function: guanyl-nucleotide exchange factor activity. The transcript has 29 exons. Gene Ontology annotation, biological process: positive regulation of GTPase activity; small GTPase-mediated signal transduction. NCBI's taxonomy places the organism in Eukaryota, Metazoa, Arthropoda, Insecta, Hymenoptera, Formicidae. The coding region runs from base 213 to 6614 and encodes 2133 amino acids.